Didymodactylos carnosus is the source of this 591-nucleotide messenger RNA. Lineage: Eukaryota; Metazoa; Rotifera; Eurotatoria; Philodinida; Philodinidae. The record is from the annotation of a GenBank genome assembly.
AUGAGUGAUACACCGUCUGAGAUAAGUUCAGAAAAUGUAAAUAAACCUUCAACGUUAUCAUCACCUCCUUCACCAAGUGUGGUAGCUGAUGUUAUUGUCGAUGCUAAUCAUAAAGAACAUUCUUCUCCAGCAUCCAGAAAAAAAAAAUUUAUAACAGAAGAACAACAUUCAAAAACGGAUAAACAAACAUCAAAAACGAGUAAUGAUGAUAAGAAUAAAAGACCGAAUUUUGAAGUUCGAGCGAUACCGGAAUCGAAUGCACCUCUCGGUGUAUCAGUAUCAAAAUUUAGCAGACAUAUUGUGACAUCUCAACAACGCCUAUUGAUCAAAGGUGGAAAAAUUGUCAACGAUGAUACUUCAUUUUUUGCCGAUGUUUUUAUCGAAGAAGGAAUUAUUCGACAAAUUGGAUCAAAUCUUAUUGUACCGGGUGGAACAAAAACAAUCGAUGCUACAGGAAAAUUGGUUAUGCCAGGUGGAAUUGAUACUCAUACGCAUUUUGAACUACCAUUUAUGGGAACAAAAGCAGUAGAUGACUUUCUCACUGGAACAAGAGCUGCAAUAGCUGGAGGAACAACAACAAUUCGUAAGUAA